AUGAAAUAUAAUUUAAGUGAACCAUUUAGUUAUUAUGAAGAUUUAGAGUUUUCUAAAAAAGAAAACCCAAUGUUUUGGGACGAAGUUUCAAAAAAAUAUAAAAUUCAUUGGGAUAAACCUUAUGAUGAAGUAUUAAACUUUAAUAUAGAAACAAAAAAAUCUCAAUGGUUUAAAGGUGGGUUUAUUAAUGCUUGUUAUAAUGCUUUAGACAAAAAUAUUAUAAAUGGAAAAGGAAAUGAAGUCGCCUUUAUUCAUGAACUACCAAUAAAAAGUUUGAAAUUCACCAUUACAUAUCAAGAGCUAUAUGAUAAGGUUUGUAAAUUUUCAAGAUCACUUAAAAAUUUAGGGGUUAAAAAAGGAGAUGUUGUUUUGAUAUAUAUGCAUAAUUCAUUUGAGACUAUUAUCUCUAUGUUAUCAUGUGCAAGAAUUGGGGCUAUUCAUAGUGUUAUGUAUGGGGGUGCAUUAUCAGAUAAUUUAUCAAGUACAAUUACAGAUUGUAAACCCAAAAUAAUAAUUUCAUCAAGUUUUAGUUAUUUUUUAACCGAAGAACCAAAAUUCUUUUUACCCAUCCUUAAAGAAGCAUUAUGUAAAUCUCUUCACAAACCCUCAAAUGUGGUUAUUUAUAAUAGAAAGGAUAUCCCAAAUAUUGACUAUAAUGAUCACAGAUUAAAGAACUGCUUUAUUGAGGGGUCACUUGAUUGGAAUGAGAUCAUUGAAAAUGUUGAACCCUACUAUGAAUAUGAACCUGUGGAAUCCCAACACCCAUUAUAUUUAAUAUAUUCAAGUGGAACAACAAAUAAACCAAAAGGAAUUGUAAGAGAAACAGGGGGUCAUAUAGUUGCUUUAAACUAUACUACUAGAAUGAAUUAUAAAUUAGCUGAUGGUGAAACCUACUACUCUGGUGCCAGUUUCGGUUGGAUAAGUUCUCAUUCAUUUUUAAUAUAUGGAAUGUUAUUUGUUGGAGGUAAAUCUCCUUUCCUCGAAGGACCUUUUAAGAGCUUUCCUGAAGAUUUUUGGAGACUUAUUUCAAGUAAUAAAGUUAAUGUUUUUUUAAUCACACCUUUAAUUACAAGAUUAAUGAGAAAACAAGAUCCAGAAGGUAAAAUUGUUUCAAAAUUUGAUUUAUCUGCAGUAAAGUUUGUAUCAAUAUGUGGAGAAAGAGUUCAUCAAUCUAUUAUAGAUUAUUUAUUAAAAAUUACUAAAAAACCAGUUUUAAGUGAAUAUUGGCAAACUGAGAGUGGGUGGCAAAUGACUUUAAACCCUUUGGACCAAUUCCCUAUUAGAGGAGAUUCUAUCGGAAAAGCUGUAAUUGGUUAUCAAUUAAAAGUUGUUACUAAUUCUAAAACUACUCCAAACAAAGUAAUAGAGUUAGGACCAAAUGAAAUAGGUGAAAUUGUUAUUAAACUGCCUUUACCACCAUGUGCAACAAAUAGUCUGUUUGGUGAUGAUGAAAAAUCCAGUUUAUAUAAUAAACAUUAUCUAAAUAAAUAUGAAGGAUAUUUCAGUACAGGUGAUCUGGGUUACUAUGAUUUGGAUGGUUAUUAUUUUUAUGUCUCAAGAUCUGGUGAUUCAAUUACAUGCGGAAACUCAAAUAUAAACUGUGAUGUAGUGGAGUGUGAUAUAUUAAAUAACCCCCAAAUAAAUGAAUGUUGUAUUGUCGGUAUUAAAGAUGAAGUUUUAACCCAAACUCCAUUGGUUUUAUUGGUGAUAAAUAAUGAAGAGAAUAAACUUCAAAUUAUGAAUUAUGUUUCCAACCAUCUUAUAAAUAUUAUCCAUACCAAUACAGUGAUCAAACCAAUUAUUUUAUGUGUAAAUGGUUUACCAAGAAAUAGAAAUGGGAAAUUACUAAAACCACUUGUUAAAUCAAUAUUUAAUGGAGAAAACUAUGUUAUACCUCCAACAAUGGACAACUAUACUAUAAUUGAUGAGCUUUUAGAAGAAUAUAAUAAAUUAAUAAUUAAAAAUUAA
Molecule: messenger RNA, 1968 nt
Organism: Dictyostelium purpureum
Lineage: Eukaryota; Evosea; Eumycetozoa; Dictyosteliales; Dictyosteliaceae
Exons: 3
Coding region: 1-1968 (655 amino acids)
Source: RefSeq, a predicted model, not a curated record